This is a messenger RNA of Aspergillus japonicus CBS 114.51, 2889 nucleotides long. RefSeq lists its product as uncharacterized. The record is from RefSeq and is a predicted model, not a curated record. The transcript has 7 exons. NCBI's taxonomy places the organism in Eukaryota, Fungi, Ascomycota, Eurotiomycetes, Eurotiales, Aspergillaceae. The coding region runs from base 1 to 2889 and encodes 962 amino acids. Gene Ontology annotation, cellular component: U2-type post-mRNA release spliceosomal complex. Gene Ontology annotation, biological process: spliceosomal complex disassembly.
AUGAGCUCAAAGUUUACUAAUCGCCGAAAACCUCGCAAAAUCGGAGGAGAUGACGAAGAUAGCGAUGGCGGGGAGCAAGACUCCGGUCCCGUUGUCAAGCGACCAUUGAAUUUCAAAACGAAACAGAAGUCGAAGUUGCGUCUCUCUUUCGGCCCCGGCGAGACGUCCAUGACGGACAACAGCGGCGAUGGCGAGAAUGAAAGUGAGGUAGUAAUGCCGAAGAGACAUGGCUUAGGCCGACGGGUUAUGGAGAAGAGCGCCUUUCAGAAGUCAUUGACGCCGUCUGGAGCUGGCAAUCCUCCUUCCUUGAGGGUUGGCCCCGAGCAAGAUCGGCCGAGCUAUAGUCAGGACUAUCUAAAGGAGCUGCGCGAGUCGACCCCUUCGACCCCGAAGGCGCCAAGCACCCAGGAAGAGAAGAAGGCGGAGAAGACGAUCGAUGUGGCUGCGAAGUUUGGAGAAGUGAUGAAGGUAUCAGCGCCAGCGGCCAUCCCCAGUGAAGCGGAGAUCAGGGAGAAGAAAGCCCGGAGAGCACGUCUCGCAAAGGAGCAUGGAAGUCUUUCGACCACGGAAAAGGAUUUUAUUUCUCUUGACGUUGGUGGCGAAGGUGAUGAUGAUGAAUGGGAUCUACAGGGUCGACGGGAGCAAGCUGAGGAUACCAGAUUGGUCCGUGACGACGAAGAUUUCGCUGAAGGAUUUGACGAGUUUGUGGAAGAUGGUCGCAUCUCCCUUGGAAGGAAAGCAGAGCGCGAACAGCAGCGACGGCAACGCGAGGAGAUGCGAGAACUUAUCGAUGACGCCGAGGCACUCUCAGAAGAAGACGAUUCGGAUGUGGAAGAAAAGGCAGCUUACGAAGCUAAACAAAAACAAGCUGCGAUGGGCAACAGUCAUCGGGACAAUAUUGAUCGGCCAAAAACACCACCUAAAGUUACCUCGCUUCCGCGUCUCGCUCACUCCCUUGAGCGACUGCGUAUGAAUCUCGCCGUCCUUGAAAAGUCCAAAGCCCAAAUGGUCGAUCGCAUGGAAGAAUUGCGGAAGGAGAAGGCCGACAUAGCUGUCCGCGAGGUAGAGAUUCAGGUCCUGAUCAAAGAGGCUGGCGAUACCUAUGAAAAGCUCAAGCAGGAAGCUGAAGCAUCGUCGGGUGUCGACGGCAAUCAAUCAGCAGCUGAUGACUUUGCGAAUUCCCGCGGCUUGGAGGGUUUGGGCGCAUCAAUGGCACCUUCGACGGCAACAAAACUUAGAUGUCAGCGAAGUGUGAUACCGUUCAUUGAAUCGCCUAUCGACGAGAAAGAUGGAGAGCCUCCUCACCUCUAUCACCAUUCUGAUGCAACUCCAAUUGAACUGUUCUUUGACCUCUUCUUCGUUGCCAACCUCUCAACCUUCACAGCCACGCAUGAGAUCAAUAAUGUAGAUGCGUUGGGGGCCUAUGUUGGCUUUCUUGGGGUUGUCUGGUUCACCUGGCUCCAAGUGACCUUGUUCGAUAUUCGAUUCGCUCGCGACUCGAUCUUCGAGCGAAUCUGCAAAGCGAUUCAAUUGGCCGUAAUGGUGGAAUUUGCGUCGGCAGGGACUCGAUUUACCACUCAGGUGCAAGACGAGAAUAUCUGGGCAUUCCAAUCAUUGAGCCUGAUACUUGGUGUCAGUCGGCUUCUGCUUUCUAUACAAUACACUGUCGACGCCGUUUUCCUGAGCAAGCGUAUGAGGUCUGCGUCUAAAAGGGUCUAUUUUAUCGCCGCAACCUUGUUUAUGACGGGAUUCAUAUACUUCUGGAUGUACUUUGCCUUCCGCAGCCAAGGUGUGGGCGGCACAUACGCCUGGAUUGUGUGGUUCGUUCUGUUUGCCAUAGAGAUGUGGGUAGUCAUGUGGACGUCUUCCGUGAAAGCAGGGAUCGGUCUUCAGGACACUCAUCUGAAUGUAAGAAUGGGGCUACUGACCCUGAUAAUUAUUGGGGAGGGCGUCAUCGCUAUCACAAGGAUUGUUAACAAGACAGUCGGGCCGGGAGGAUGGACCAAGUGGUCGUUUGCUCAUAUCCUCGGCGUUACGACUAGUGUGUAUUUUCUGUGGCAAGCGUACUUCGAUCUCUCCCCACGGCGUACCAUGGGGAAGUUUUCUCAGCAGAUCUGGGCCCAGCUCCACUUCCCGUUCCAUGUCGUUCUCAUUCUUCUGCUCGAAGGCUCUCAGAUCCUUGCCUUGACCCUGGACAUCACUCUGAAGCUCAAGUACCUAACUGAGACGAUCUUAUGGACCUGCGAAGAGCCAAGACCCAUGGUAGAAGAGGCCAUUCAUCUGCUGCGGACUACCAUUGCCGAUAUGGAGAUCAACUAUAGCCGGGGCGCGAUCAAUGAACAAAUAUCAAUUUCCCGACUGUUGGAUGAUCUGCCCUAUCAGCCACUUUGCCCAUCGGAUGGGCCAGAUGAAUUCUCUGCCACUAGUCACCUACUCAGUAACCUGGUCGGAAAUGUCACAGCGGCUUUGUUCUCCAGCAUGGGUAUCAUGCCCUCCAAGAAUGCAGACAUUGGAUCGAUGGGCAGUGAUCGGUUACUGCGGAUGUACAUGGAGCUCCUUAGCUUUGUCUAUGUCUAUUACUUUGCGGUUGCAAGUCUCGCCAUGUUCUUCUUUGCUGCAUUCGUCUUGUUGACGCGUCGCCAUGCCCGCGGCAUCUGUGCCGCUAUCAGUGUGGCAGUGCGAGUCUGUUUUGGGAUAUUCUUAGCCGGUCUGAUCAGCUUCUCCCGGCACUUUCCGCUCGUUUACUCAUUCAUGACAUCUCCGGCUAUUCUGUAUGCCUUUACUCUUAUUCUUUUGACUGUGCUCUUGGUUGAUCGAUUUCUGGACCGUCAUGGUGCGCGCAUCAAGUCCAAAAUGGGAUGGAAGCAGUCAAUCGAAGCCCUUUGGUAG